This is a messenger RNA of Dendrobium catenatum, 591 nucleotides long. RefSeq names its product ribonuclease 3-like protein 3. Gene Ontology annotation, cellular component: nucleus; cytoplasm. Bases 1 to 591 code for a protein of 196 amino acids. The record is from RefSeq and is a predicted model, not a curated record. The transcript has 2 exons. Gene Ontology annotation, molecular function: ribonuclease III activity; RNA binding. NCBI's taxonomy places the organism in Eukaryota, Viridiplantae, Streptophyta, Magnoliopsida, Asparagales, Orchidaceae. Gene Ontology annotation, biological process: siRNA processing.
AUGGAGAAGAAGGAAAUAGUUGAGGAGGAAUAUGCGCAAGAGGUUCCAGAUCUUCAACCUAUGGAGGAAGAUGUAAUAGAGGAGAUUGAGAUGAUCUUGCAGUAUAGAUUUAGGAAUAAAAUGCUUCUUUCUCAGGCAUUCACCCAGUCAUCUUUUAACAACCCUUUCAAAAAGGCUGGGAAAUCUUAUGAACGAUUGGAGUUCAUGGGUGAUUCGGUGCUUGGCCUCUUAAUGGCUAGAGAGGUAUUUUCUUCUUAUGAAGAUUUGCCUCCGGGACAACUUACGCUUCUAAGGGCUGCUAAUGUUGAUACUGAGAGGCUAGCUCGAAUAGCCAUUAAAUCUAAUUUUCAUCGAUUUCUACGUCAUAAUGCUCCUCAGCUUGAAUGGCAGAUUAAGGAAUUCAUGGAGGGCAUAAAUCAAUAUCCUAUACAUUCAAAUGGUCUCCUUGAUCCACCAAAAGCCCUUGCAAACAUCGUUGAAUCUGUCAUUGGAGCCAUUUUCAUCGACAGCAAUAGUUCUUUAGAGAUUGUCUGGAAGGUCAAUUCUGUCAGCUUUGCUUCUUGUCCAAUUGCUCAUUUGAUUGUUGAUUGA